AUGUUUUCUUCUAUACUUUCUCGCCGCAUCGCCCCGACAAACUACAAGUUUGUGCGGUUCCUCGAGACAUCAGCCAAGGAAGUGAUCCUGACCCGUCACACGGGGGCAGACGCCGGCAUUCUGACGCUGACGCUGAACCGGCCCAAGGCCAAGAACGCGCUCUCGCGGAACCUGGUCAAGGACUUUCGCGCAGCCCUGGAGGAGAUCCGGUUCGACAAUGACGCGCGCGUGGUGGUCCUGCGCAGCAGCGUCGCCGGAGUAUUCUGUGCUGGCGCGGACCUGAAGGAGCGCGCAGGCAUGACGCCGCAAGAGGUGUCGCAGUUCUUGCACAGCAUGAAAAUGGCGUUCCGGGAGCUCGAGUCGUUGCCGCAGCCGACCAUUGCGGCCAUAGAUGGGGCGGCGCUGGGCGGCGGCUUCGAGAUGUCGCUGUGCUGCGAUCUGCGCGUGGCCGGGCCGCGGGCGCUGCUGGGGCUGCCGGAGACGUCGCUGGCGAUUAUCCCGGGCGCCGGCGGCACCUUGAGGCUGACCAAGUUGAUUGGGCCGUCGCAGACCAAGGCGCUGGUGUUUACGGCGCGCCGACUGGGCCCGUUCCCAGCCAUGGCCAUGGGGAUUGUUAACGAUAUGGUGGAGCACCCCGAGUGUAUGGAUGAGGGAAAGCCGGCGGACCAGGAGGCGGCGUAUGAGCGGGCGCUGGAGUGGGCGAGGGAGAUUCUGCCCAACGGGCCUGUGGCUGUGCGUAUGGCGAAGCGUGCUAUCGAUCAUGCUAGUACUGUGGAUCCAAGCACUGGGCUUGAUGUCGAGCAGCUGUGCUAUGCGCAGGUCAUUCCGACCGAGGACCGGCUCGAGGGGCUGCGUGCGUUCAAGGAGAAGAGGAAGCCAAUUUACAAGGGCUGCUGA
Linderina pennispora is the source of this 897-nucleotide messenger RNA. RefSeq lists its product as uncharacterized. The transcript has a single exon. Gene Ontology annotation, molecular function: enoyl-CoA hydratase activity. Gene Ontology annotation, cellular component: mitochondrion. The record is from RefSeq and is a predicted model, not a curated record. Gene Ontology annotation, biological process: fatty acid beta-oxidation. Lineage: Eukaryota; Fungi; Kickxellomycota; Kickxellomycetes; Kickxellales; Kickxellaceae. Bases 1 to 897 code for a protein of 298 amino acids.